Wyeomyia smithii (pitcher-plant mosquito) is the source of this 1265-nucleotide messenger RNA. It is a transcript of the gene wuho, whose product is annotated as tRNA (guanine-N(7)-)-methyltransferase non-catalytic subunit wuho. Gene Ontology annotation, biological process: RNA (guanine-N7)-methylation. Gene Ontology annotation, molecular function: protein binding; tRNA (guanine(46)-N7)-methyltransferase activity. Lineage: Eukaryota; Metazoa; Arthropoda; Insecta; Diptera; Culicidae. Gene Ontology annotation, cellular component: nucleus; cytosol; tRNA methyltransferase complex. The transcript is spliced from 2 exons. Bases 70 to 1248 code for a protein of 392 amino acids. The record is from RefSeq and is a predicted model, not a curated record.
CAUUUUUCAAAAAUAUCUGGCAUCUCUGAUCACCACGUUUGGUUGUUGGUUUUUAGUUAUAUUUGUGAUAUGAAUAUGUCGUUUAUUAAACUAUUCAGAGAUUCUUUGAUAAUUGCAUUCAACAAAAAAAUAUUUAUCACAUCGUCCGCAACACAAUGGUCGAACGAACUUGAUUCGACUGUACCACUGGACAAAGGUCGACCCAGAAAGUACUUUAAUGCGGACACUGACAGCGAUGAUGAAGAGGAUGGACAGCGGCCUGAGAGCAAAGACAGCUACAGAAAUAAAGCUAAGGAUCAUAUUGUUGCGAUGGAUGUGAACGAAUCGCACUCCUUACUGGCCAUAGCCACCGGUGACAAAACUUUGUAUUUGUUCGAAAUUCUAGAAGAGACUGCAAACACAGAUCGCUUGCGGUUGCUUUCUAGAAGAUUAGUUGCUCGAUCUUCUAGCUGUAUGAAGUUUGCUCCCAAUGGCAAGUUUUUGAUCAUCUGUGAUAAGGGCGGAGAUUGUUACGUUUAUGACUGUGUAGACUAUGGCAAACCAGGUCGCUGGGUUCUAGGUCAUAUGAGCCAAAUACUGGAUGUGCUGAUCGAUGAUGAAGAGAAUAGGAUAAUCACUAGCGAUAGAGAUGAAAAGAUACGAGUGACUAAGUAUCCAGUAAGUCACGAAAUUGAAUCAUUUUGCCUCGGGCAUACCGAAUUUGUGUCUCAAUUGGUGUUUCUUAAAACUCCCAGUGGCCAACAUUUGUUGUCUUUAUCUGGAGAUAAAACAUUUCGUGUAUGGACUUAUGAGAGAGGAGUAGAAAUUUUCCAACAAAAAAUAGAUCACUUGGGAACAAAACUGACGACUACGCAAUUGCAGGAUGGCAGCACACUGUUAGCAAUACUUUGCUAUGAACCCACUAAAAUUAUCAUCUACCGUUUGUAUAGCACGGAACCCGUUCAGGUUGAGCGCAUUCAAGAUCUGCAUGUUAAAUCAAACGAAAUAUUUUCCUCUGUUGUUUUUGAUAGGCAACACAACUUAGUCGCUUUGAUCAUAGACAGAAAUACCGAAGAAGUUUCACAAAUAACUUUUAGAUUCAAUCAAAGUAAUACCAAUUUCGUCCAAGAUAGUUUACCCAAAUUAUUUAAAGAUGAACGCUUGCCGUACGUUGAUACUGUUACUUUUAUGUUCAAGAAAAAAUUCGACAACAUUAAAGACUACCAAGAUCGCAAACGAAAGAGAAUAGAGGAAAAGGGAAAUAAAUAGUUUUUCUGUUUCCAUUA